Impatiens glandulifera is the source of this 816-nucleotide messenger RNA. RefSeq names its product ubiquitin-conjugating enzyme E2 28. The record is from RefSeq and is a predicted model, not a curated record. Gene Ontology annotation, cellular component: nucleus. Lineage: Eukaryota; Viridiplantae; Streptophyta; Magnoliopsida; Ericales; Balsaminaceae. The transcript has 4 exons. The coding region runs from base 183 to 629 and encodes 148 amino acids. Gene Ontology annotation, molecular function: ubiquitin conjugating enzyme activity. Gene Ontology annotation, biological process: protein polyubiquitination.
UUGAGCGAUUCUCUCCUCCAAUCAAAUCUACAAUUGAUCUUAUAUAUAAUAUAUAUCAUAUCAUAUCAUCUUGAUGAUAUAUAUCUCCCCAUUUCACUGAUCUCAACAUUUCCAGCGGAAGAAGGAAGGGGUCUUGUUUCUUUAUCAUCAUCAUCAUCAUCAUCAAUUCAUCACCGAUCGAAAUGGCCUCUAAAAGGAUCUUGAAGGAACUCAAGGAUCUACAGAAAGACCCUCCCACCUCUUGCAGCGCUGGUCCGGUAGCUGAAGACAUGUUUCAUUGGCAAGCGACAAUAAUGGGUCCGGCUGAUAGCCCUUAUGCAGGAGGAGUUUUUCUAGUCACAAUCCAUUUCCCUCCAGACUAUCCAUUUAAGCCUCCAAAGGUUGCUUUCAAGACGAAAGUUUUUCACCCAAACAUUAACAGCAAUGGAAGCAUUUGUCUUGACAUUUUGAAGGAACAGUGGAGUCCGGCUCUUACUAUUUCCAAGGUGCUUCUUUCGAUCUGCUCUUUGUUGACUGAUCCGAAUCCCGAUGAUCCAUUGGUGCCCGAGAUAGCCCACAUGUACAAAGCCGACAGAGCUAAAUAUGAAUCCACCGCAAGGAGCUGGACUCAGAAGUAUGCAAUGGGCUAACUAAAUGCAUCAUCCAUCUAAACUGUCUUGUCUUUGUCUUUUGUUUGGUGUUGCCUUGUUUCUAUAUACAAUGUUAAAUAGAUAUUUAUGUGCAAACCUAGAAAACAAAAUUGUCUGAUUAUUAUUAUUUGUAUUUUGAACCAACCAACCAAUUCCCUAUUUUCUUAUUGGAUCUUUGGUUAUUUGA